CCUCAUUUGCAUAAAGUUGAGAAAAAAUCAAAUUGAUCGCUUCGCGUCGCUACCCACAAUGCACCACGCAAGCGAUUCGCCACACUCCAUAGAAAAUUUAAGGAAAACAUGUUGUCGCUCGCAUCGCGUCGCUGCAGUGUGAAUGCAGGGUUACUCUGGGUGGUGAAAAAACUUCUGAUACAUCUCUUCUAUUUGGGUGACAUUUUCCUAUCUACAAAGCACAAAAGGGUCAAAAAUAUCAAUGCUGGGACCAAGCGAUAUAGUAACAUGAGGCUUUAUUAUUUCCUGGCGUAUUUAGUAGUUUACAGUGUCAGACUACUGACUCUUUCUGCAAGUCAAGAUUUACGAAGUGUUUCUGACUCUGCAACUUCAGCUAAUUAAAUGACAUAAUCUUGUCUCGCAGGCUCGAGGGCUUAUUGAUUAACUUGGAAAUUUAUUUUUCACUUUUCUGGGCGAUGAACAACGUUUUGCAAAAAUAUAGUGCAAAAUAUUUUUUUCGGAAUCGAUCCAAAUUGCAGGACAAAGGGGUUCGCUAAAAUAUUGGUGGGGACAAUUUUGUCAUCUUAAAAUAUUGGUGGGGAAUAGUACCUAGCGUCCCCCUAAACCUACGCGAUAGGGGACCCCUUAAUCUGCAAUUCACUAUUGCUAGCUCUAAUCAGAUGUAUGCUAAUUAGAGAAGACAAUUUUGUAUGCCAACGAACACCAGUAACUAGAACUAAUUUGACAGACUGUAAACCAACUGACUUGGGUAUGAUACACGUGCUCUCGAGCUAGCUUUAGUAAAGUGUUGCUUUCGUUAGAUAGACAGUCUAGCUCUAACUGCAUUUAGAAUCGAACAAGCUAUAAUCUUACGACAAACUUGAUAUAAAGCUGGCUAUAUAAAAUACCACUAAUAACAAUUGAUAUGUGGUGGUAGAUAUAUGAAAAAAUGCAGGAUUUUCAUCAAUUUACCAGCUAACUUCGGAGACAAUAAACACGAAUGGGGUUGAAUGGUGGAAAAUUCAAUGUUUGGAACAUGUGACACGCUUUACUUCCUUAUUCUUUGAUAACAAUGGAAGUGUCGCAACUCUCUUUUUAUAUGGCUCUGGUCAAACCAGUCAUAGUCUGUGGACAAUAAGUGUACUGUAGGCCUCUGUGACCAAGAUUGGGCGUAUACAUGAACGGUAUUGUGUAGCCUAUCAUUGUUUUGCUCGAUCCCUAUCAGAGGGUAGGCCUACUCAUGGAUCAUUCUGUUAAGACCAUUUAAUGGAGUGUAGGCUAUAAUGUUUCCGGUGGCAAUAUCUGAGACAAUUAAACAUGCCUUUAUUGAUUGCCUACUUUGCUUAGCAAUAUCAGGUGGCUCUUUUAAAAUAAAAGGAUUAGGCAUGUUGAGUUGACCUAAAUGCGUGAAAGUUGGGAUACACUUGAGAACAGAUCUUGGUCAUGGGGUAUCCGGUCAGGUUUUCCCAGGAAGAGGGUAUUGAAAUAUAAUGGAACCCAUUGUAAGGCCUAAGCCUAUCAAUUUCACUAAUUGUAUUGCACUUUAAUUCAACACACAUUUAUAUUGCAUUUGAUCAUUUCCAACAAUAGAAUAGGAUGUUUUGAUGAACAAAUUGUGAGACAUGCAGAUGCGAUAUAAUCGUAUUUAAAAAUAACAAGUUUACCGUGACAGUGUAACUAUAGGCUAUCGUUCAGAAAUGUUAUUGUAUUAGACUACAAUGGAAUUUGAAUUUAACAAUAGCGUAUCGUUACACUGGGAUAGGUCAUUCCCUCAUGGAUUUGAGCAGAUCGUCACAUUUUAUAGAUGUCGGAAUUGUGUGUCCAGAAUAGACUAGGUCUCAAACUCUGAAAAGGUAACUUAAGGAAAGUACAUCGCCAUCCUGCCAAAUCCUGGCCUUUGUUCCCCCCAAAAUAAGAAUGGUACUUGUAUAAUUUUCAGGUCAGGUAUAUCUUCUACAGUAACUGAUAGGGUACCACCACAAAUGAAUAGAAAUGUAAAUGUCACUUUGACAACAGAACUAAAAAUACACCAUAAGACUAUGCUAAUUUCACUGUUAGCCAAGUCAUAAAGAGGGCCAGAUGUUGCCAUAGACAAACAUUUCCAUGAAGCUGUCAACGCAGAGAGACCAAUUCUACCCAGUCCUCAGCAAGGCUGUGUACUAAAAGAGCCAUUGUGGAUUGAACCAUUGAAAUUUGAUUCUGGGUUUUUUCACUCUUGAAAAAAAUGGCUCUUACCAUGAUAAAGCACAUGGAUUAAAAUAUCUGCUGACUGUUGGACAUAGAGCUUCAAGCAUUGGAGGACAAUGCACUUAACUUCAACUCCACAUGUAGCCUAUACCAUCGCUAUUUAAUUAAAUAAUGUAUUUUACUUUAAUUAUAUAGGCUACUAGGUAAAACGGAUUCCACCCUGAUGGGGACAGAUAUUCUUAGUUGGCUACUGCUUUGAAAAGAAGGAUGGUCUCUAACUGGUCUGUAAGAUAUUGGAUAUUUAGCAGUGACGUUUUUUCAUUGUGUAGUCGAGAUUGAAUUAAUGUUUGGACCCAGUCAACACAAUUUACUAGAACCAUGGCAAGUCAACGAGGACAACGGUUUGGGGUCUCCAUGUCUGAAACUCAAUAUGUAAAUUUUCAGUGACAUAACAAGCGGUAUAUAGGCCUAGGACGCGAGAAAGUAAUUUCAGCUAAAUGGCCAAGAUACCAAAACGAUUUUAAACACUGUGAUGCUCUAAAGAGGAAUAUAUUUAAUAACCGACUCUGUAAACAUUUAAUUGGCAUGUAGUUAGAGGAGUUUACCUAUCCACCUAAUUUGCAUCAUAUCCACCGGCUUAUUGCAACAGGUAACGCACUUUGCCUUUCCUAAAUGCACUUAUAGCGCACAGUGCAAACAAUUACGCUACUCUUUUCGGACGUUGGAAGGUUAAGGAACCAUGGAGGAGGACGGGGGUCUGGAUAUUAUGUGUUUGAAUAAAUAUUGUAACAGUUCCUCGUCAUCUUCCAGUUCGGGGCGAGAAAAUAAAUUUUUUACCCAGUUAAAAGUUUGCUUGACAGAGGACUACCCAAGAAAGAACGCGGAGAUCCUCAGCGGUCAGUACGGGACUAACUUGUUUUUAGUCGGCUUAUCGUUGAUGCUGGCUAUAGCAUACGAAGGAGCAUCAGUGAAGGAAGAGCACCUGCUGUCGUUUAUUACAACUCUCAUGAUCCUGCAACUGGUAUGGAUGAUGUGGUACGUCGUGGUGCGAGACAGACACAAUAAUGUACCGGUGGAUAAAGAUGUACACGCGACUACCUGUUGGGUAAGAGGUGGAUUAACUGUUCUGGCUCUCCUGGCUUUGAUUAUGGAUGCCUUCCGUAUUGGCUAUUAUGUGGGCUACCACACGUGCAUAUCGGAGGUGCAUGGAGUAUACCCCGUCAUUCACGCAACUCACACCAUAGCACAAGUGCAUUUCCUUUGGUUUCACAUCAAAGAUGUCAUCAAAACGUUUGAGACCUUUGAAAGGUUUGGUGUCAUCCAUGCAGUCUUUACCAACCUCCUCCUCUGGUGCAACGGUGUGAUGUCAGAGUCAGAGCACUUCCUGAGCGACCACAUUAGAAGAGUCUCAGCCAUGGACUAUCCAAAUCUUACCAUAGUGCUUUCCGAACCAAUUUGCAACUGCACCACCAGCUCCUGCGGCAUAUUUUCCAACAGCCUAUACUAUCUGUACCCAUUUAAUAUCGAGUAUCACAUAUUUGUCUCUGCCAUGCUCUUUGUCAUGUGGAAGAACAUAGGACGCAAUAUCGACCUCAUGUACAAUCGGAAGAGGCCAGCGACGAAGACCCAAGGCCUGGUGAUAGGCCCUCUUCUAGGCCUGCUUGCGCUGGCCAGUACCAUUGUGGUGCUGGUGAUGUACAUCAUCCACAUAGAGGAAUCAAUUUAUACCAGGGAGUUGGCUGUGUCCAUGUUCUACUGUUACGGCAUAGUUAUUCUGGUGUUCAUGUGCUCAGCCGGGGUAGUAGGUCUGGUCAUCUACCGAGCCGAUCAAACCCCCAUGGACACGUCCAAGAACCCAUCGAGGCAGCUGGACAUGGAGCUUCUCUUCAGUUCCUCCGUGGGCUCCUGGCUCAUGUCGUGGUGCAGCGUGGUGGCCGUGUCAGCCUCUAGCAGCAGUCUCCCUUACCGCUGGACCAACCUGAUGUACUCUCUCCUGAUAAUCCUGGAGAAGUACAUACAAAACCUCUUCAUCAUCGAGUCCCUGUACCGCCAGAGGGAGGAUUUCGAGAGGGAAGAUCCCGAACUGCCAACUGCUCCAGAGAUCUUCUCAGUCACCUCCUCUCUGACGCCGUCCUACAAUGGUAUCAUCAACCAGGCAUACGAAACUCCAGACAAGAGUUGUGUGACCUUGGAGAAUGAGCAGGAGGAGAAUGGACAGGUAUACGGGUGCCCGCGGAAACAAUCUGAAGUGACCCUGCCCGUAGUUACCGAAGUUGUGGAGACCCCAAACAGGAAGAGGCAGGUUCUAAAGAACAUUUCAGUCUUCCUCCUCAUGUGCAACAUCUCACUAUGGAUCCUCCCUGCCUUUGGCUGCCGACCCCAAUAUGAUAACGGACUGGAGCAGGAGAUAUAUGGCUUCAACAUAUGGAUCACAGUUCUCAAUUUUGCCAUACCAAUGAACCUCUUCUACCGCAUGCACUCCGUGGCCUCCCUCUUCGAAGUGUUCCGGAGAGUGUGACUGGGGUAGAGCAAGCUAAGCCUCACACAUGAGACAACAAGCACAAGAACACUUGUCACCUUAGGCUGCAAAGAAGGCCUUUUGCAAACACAGGUCACUCAUUCAGGAGAUGUUGUGGUCACACUAACACUCUUAAGUCGGGAGACCACAUCAGAUCUCUACUGUUUAAAAUGAGCUAUUCACACUAAUAUUGUAUCAUUAUAACUGUACUGUAUGCAACCUAUAGUAAAGCAACAAAUGACUUUGGAAUGACUUUUACAGUGAGAUACCCCCCAUUGGAAGGUUUAUCUAAAUGUUAAGGUUUUUCCUUUCGUAUUUAGUGACGGUUUACUACUUUCUACUACAUGUUAUGACAUUUUACAAAUACUUAAAGUAUAUUAUGCCCUCUGUAAGAUUGUGCCUUCCAGGAAAUAGUGUGGUGAAUCAACCAAACUUGAAUUCCAUCUCAGAAAACAAGAUUCUUACAUCUUGGAAUUGAGUUACAAACUAAACAUGAUCAUGAUCAAGUUGCCAAACAUCUCUCACUUUGAUUAUUUUAUGUUAUAACAAUUGUACUGUGAGGAUGGCAUGUAACUGCAAAAGCCUUUUUAGUUUCCCUUUUGUGUUUGUUUGUAUGAAAUGUACACGGAUAAUGUUCUCAUUAGUGAUUAUGAACAGGAUACACAACACACUGUGGUACUUGAACUACAAGGCUGGUACGAGUCUUAGGACAACACUAUAUUUGUACUAUAGUUCUCAGAAUCUUUCAGUAUAGCGUGUAUUAGCUGACGUGAUCAAUCACAAGAUUUCAUUCUAUGGGUUGCUAAUUGCCUAACAUUCAGUUGAUAAAAGUACAAUUAAACCGAAUGGAACAUUGGCAUUUCUGUUCAAUAUUUAAUUUGUGUAGGCCUUAUACUCAUUAUUUUGGCUUCAUCUCUCUAUACUGGUUUAUAAUCAUUCCAAUGGCCAAAUCUCUCCUAUGUCAUUUACAGUUACCAGAUAAGAAUAUAAAGUUGAGAGGCUUAAUUUGAAAAUAAUAUUGGAAAUGGUCCUACACGUAUUUCAUAAAUAUUCAAUCAAAUAAUGAGUUGUAAUGAGUGAACAAACUGACACUAUUUUUGGCACUUUCUCUUCAAUAUGUUUAUUGUAAUGGUUAUAAUCCUAUGUUAUUUUUUCCUAAUUAUAUUUUGCCAUAGUGCAUUUAAACUACAUUUACACAAAAAGCAUUGUCUACCUUUUUCGUAAUCCGGUGUAAGAUGUGCUUGCAGACCCAACCUCCCUCAGUUUAUAUGAAUGUUUAAUAAUCAACGCUGGUGAAGGGACUCUUCAGUCGAGCACACAGGGACUGGAUUCUUUCUGCUCAAAUGUAUAUUUUGUUGACAAAUAAAUUUGAAAAUUUA
Messenger RNA from Hypomesus transpacificus, 6063 nucleotides. It is a transcript of the gene otop1, whose product is annotated as otopetrin 1. Gene Ontology annotation, molecular function: proton channel activity. The record is from RefSeq and is a predicted model, not a curated record. NCBI's taxonomy places the organism in Eukaryota, Metazoa, Chordata, Actinopteri, Osmeriformes, Osmeridae. Gene Ontology annotation, cellular component: membrane. Gene Ontology annotation, biological process: inner ear morphogenesis; proton transmembrane transport. The coding region runs from base 2906 to 4684 and encodes 592 amino acids. The transcript is spliced from 6 exons.